AUAAGUAAGGCAGUCGGCAGCUGUUGUGUAUGCCUUGUUGUAGCUGUACAAAAUGAAGAGCUUAGUGUUACUUUCACUGACGUUGAUACUGGUGUGGGAGGCUGAAGGUGGCUGUGUGUUCUCACGACUUGAUGUGACGGAAGUUGAAGGUGACCUCCUUUUUCACUGUCCCUAUCUUGACCUCCUCCUGAGACCCGGUCAGAAAGGGAUAGCCUCCGACUGCAAGCUGUGCACAUGCUCCAUGCGCGGUCUUCAAUGCUGCGGAAUUGGCAGAUACAGCGCAAGCGUGAUGCCUGAGUGGUGCCAGGUGGUUCGAGCCUUCAACAACAGGUGCGGCUACAGGGUAGUUCGGACAGAUGACCACUCCAUCGACUGCUGAACAUCGUCGUUGUCCCCAAGACCACCAAAAACGACAAGAACAGGGGUUACUAAUGUACUAAGACUUAAAACGGCGUACAACUGUCCUGUUUCACACGGUGUGUCGGUUGUCAUGGUCACGCAUUGUUUAUGGUUUUGGACAUUUGGAAUUGGCUUAUCCCCCUCUUAAUAUCUGAAAAGCGAAUUUCAGUAUAAUUCCACCUGGAAGAGACGACAAGGUUGCUCCUCUGCUGGCUGAUACCACCUCACGUUUCAUACAAGACACUUGAUAUGGAUGUGCGACUUCUUUAUUAUUUACACACGACGUUUCUGAGCUAAUACUUGCCCCUUCAUCAGGUGAAUGACAGUGAAUAGUUACAUAGGUAUAUAUAGUAUGUACAGGAAGUUGUUGCACAUCCAUAUCAAGUGUCUUGUAUUACCCUACCAACUUCUAAAAGCCUAUCAAACAUCUGACCUCACGUUUCAGUUCAUAUCAGUUCCAGUUUAUAUGUCCGACCUCAAUAGUCCACAUUCUGAAUGUCCAUGUACUGACAAUAAGAAAAUUAAACUAUUGAUGUCAA
Molecule: messenger RNA, 938 nt
Organism: Haliotis rubra (blacklip abalone)
Lineage: Eukaryota; Metazoa; Mollusca; Gastropoda; Lepetellida; Haliotidae
Exons: 3
Coding region: 53-379 (108 amino acids)
Source: RefSeq, a predicted model, not a curated record